Molecule: messenger RNA, 1709 nt
Organism: Annulohypoxylon maeteangense
Lineage: Eukaryota; Fungi; Ascomycota; Sordariomycetes; Xylariales; Hypoxylaceae
Product: PLC-like phosphodiesterase
Exons: 2
Coding region: 338-1525 (395 amino acids)
Biological process (GO): lipid metabolic process
Molecular function (GO): phosphoric diester hydrolase activity
Source: RefSeq, a predicted model, not a curated record
GGCCGAUGAACAAUGGGAUGAAUCUUUCCAAUUGCAUUAUCACCUGAUGAGUUACACAUGUUUAUUUGAAAGUAAUCCUAUAAUCAAUCAGAGUUAUUUUAGUGUAUGCGUCGUCGUCCUCUGACUCUGAAGCUCUUCUUGUUACGUUUCGUCUGACCGUCUCAUCCGUUGAAGUCAUCUAUGUCGAAGAACAUACCGCGUAAUUGGUUCGAACACGCGACAAUUAAGCGACCAUCGACUCAAUCUACUUCAAUCUAGUUUAAUAUUCCGUAUACCUCUUCCUUCCCCAUCUUAUUCUACCUAGGCAGAAAUAGAGAAACUGCUUGGUUUAAUAAAGAUGGGAAGCGUUACGCGCAUUGAGAAGAAAUUGUCAUUAAGUAACCUCUGGAACCGACGACGUGCCCAUGACUAUGUACCUGUUGAUGGUGCCGAAGACAACGAAUAUGCCGCCGCACCAGGUAAAGAGCCCGCAGGAAAUGUAGCACAACGUGCCCCAAAACGACAAUGUUGCCAAGGUUAUCUUACAUCUAGUAGCAUAUGGGGUUUGACGAUACUAGCCGCUAUCUUUCUCAUACACUUACUAGUAUCUACAGCUAGGAGCUUAUGGGGUAUAGAAGACAACCCAGACAAAAUAUUCGGUAACUGGGGAAAGCAAGGCACGGGGACCGAGGGUUUGGCUUGGUAUCCUACAGAUUUCCUCCGAGAUAUCUUACCGAUUCAAUGUCAUUCCCACAAUGACUACUGGCGCAAGGUGCCUCUCUUCUCUGCCCUACACGCCGGCUGUAUCGGAGUUGAAGCAGAUGUUUGGCUUUUUGACGAUGAUCCAGAACUCUAUGUUGGACAUGAUACCGCCGCAUUGACUCCAAACCGAACCUUCCAGUCUCUCUACGUGAAUCCACUGGUAGACCUACUCAAUCGGACGAACCCAAGAACAAAAUUUUAUAAUGACACGCGCCGCGGAGUCUUUGAUUAUGAUCCAGAGCAGACGGUUAUACUCCUGGUGGAUUUCAAGACUGAUGGGGCUGAGCUUUGGCCUCAUGUUCUCACCCAACUAGAGCCUUUGAGGUCAAGGGGUUGGCUGACUUAUUUUGAAGACGGAGUCGUCAAUAAACGUCAAAUAAUUGUCGUGGGAACGGGAAACACGCCAUUCGAUCUCGUAGUGAAUAAUCCCACAUAUAGAGACGUGUUCUUCGAUGCGCCGCUUGCAGACAUGUGGGAAGAUCCCGAUGCCCCAGACUCGGAGUCCACGGAUGACAUCACAUACAACGAGACAAACUCACUAUAUGCCAGUACGAGUUUUGGAGAAACUGUAGGGCAUGUUAUCACUGGUUUCAGCGAUGACCAACUUCGAAUAAUCCGUGGUCAGAUUAAAGGUGCGCAUCGAAGAGGACUUAAAGUCCGGUAUUGGGACACGCCAGGUUGGCCGGUUGGUAUUCGGAAUAACGUCUGGCACACCUUAAUGAAAGAGGGUGCAGACAUUUUGAAUGUAGACGAUUUGAGGAGUGCCUCAAAAAAGGAAUGGUAGAUCGGUUUCGAUGUAACUUGGUAUGUUCACACGAUAUAAAAGUAGAUAUUCUAUUGUAGUCGGAGCUAUUAGAGAGCUCAAGCUCCACUUUAGGGGAGGAUGGUCGGGUAGCCGGGGGAUGAGGUACCCACAACCCCGCUAUUACGUAGCUGGUAAAGACAAUUAAUUGCCCCUCUAGAGCUCC